AUGUCCCAUAUCCGCCACUGUCCAGAGUUCCAACUCGCCCGGUCUGAUUCCAAAAACCCAGCGACGACCUGUCAAGGGCUGACAGCCGAUGGCCGAAGGUGUCGACGGACGGUGAUAGCUGCUGCAUCAUCGAGCAAGCAAGAUGUCCUGCAGAGAGGAAGAGACAGUGGCAGGGAAGAUGAUACCACGAUAGAGACGCCGGGCGGCUUGUUUUGCUGGCAGCACAAGAGUCAGGGUGAAACAUUGUCGGUUUCGAGGCCGAGGACGUCAAGGCUAAAGCCGCGAUCCAGCUUGGACACGCUCAUUGAACGUGUGGGCGUGUUGUCUGUUGAUGAAGUGCAUUCUGUACGUGGCAGUACGGCUGUCUCAGGGAUUAAUGUUGAUCGAAACCCAACCUCUGGGCAUCGUUUGGAUGGCUCGGUUAGAAGGACUGAGCAGGUGGCUGGAGUAGCUACUCUGCAUGUUCCAAAGGCGCCAAAGAAGAAAUCGAAGCAGCGGAUGAAGUUUGUCUGUUUCUUCACCCCCAUGGACAGCGAUGAUGAACACCAUCCUGUGCCUAGAAGGAGUUCGCAUGCUCGGCCCAUACCACAUCCAGGCGACCCGGUUCCGCAGCCUCUGCCACAUAGCGGACGUCGACAUGCAAGAUCUGGUCAUGAACGGGGCUCGCGUCAUAGGUCUGACCUGGCAGAGUACACACCACCCAAGAGGAAACAACUUCCACCCACCGUCGAGGAGCCUUCGCUAUCCAACAACCAACCGUUACGUCCAUCGAUUUCCAACAAACGUGGCCCAUCUCAAACGGAGUACCUUCUCUCCUGGAUUCCAUCAAGUUUGUCGCCAGAAACAACUUCAAAACUACUACAAAAGCUCGCGGAGCCUCUCUCAUCCGCUGAAGAGGCGGGCUAUAUCUACAUAUACUGCGUGACACCCAGUGACUCACAGCCCCAGGCAGACGAGACUGCCUCUUUAAUACCGUCCUCGUCUGAUAGAAAUGAUGCUAGAAGAAGGCGAACAAGCGAUAUCAUGUCCUCUGCAGGCAUCGCUCCCACAUCCCAAAUCACAAGACAUGACCCAGCUGGCAGACGGACCGCAAACACCAUAACCCUGAAGAUAGGGCGUGCAGUCAACGUCUGUCGUCGAUUGACCCAGCAAUGCUCUCAUAAUCUCACGCUUAUCCGAUACUAUCCUUACCAUCCCUCGUCUGGAGCUGCCUCAUUGGAGCUUCCACAGAAGGCUCCAAACGUGCAUAGGCUAGAGAGAUUAGUGCAUCUUGAACUCACUGAUAUACGAGUUAAACCUGGCAAGCCGUGCGGGGAGUGUGGGAGGAAACACCAGGAGUAUUUCGAGGUGGAGGCCAGUAAGGAACAGCUCAAGAGAGUGGAUGAGUGUGUUAGGAGGUGGGUUGAAUAUAGCCGGCUCAACCCAAGGAGCUGA
Molecule: messenger RNA, 1434 nt
Organism: Nannizzia gypsea CBS 118893
Lineage: Eukaryota; Fungi; Ascomycota; Eurotiomycetes; Onygenales; Arthrodermataceae
Exons: 1
Coding region: 1-1434 (477 amino acids)
Source: RefSeq, a predicted model, not a curated record